AUGUUCAGAACUGCCCAGAGACUGACUUUUUCAUUACAGCUUUUCCAGCCUGGUGCUAUUAAUACAGUGAGACAGACUGGACUACAGGGGACGUGCAGCUCCGUCAUUUGUGGACACCGUACCGAGUAUCCUUGGAAGAAUGUCUGUACCAGGACAGUCGACCUGAUAAUGACAUGUCACACGCUGGCCAUAUUGUCCAACUGA
Molecule: messenger RNA, 204 nt
Organism: Akanthomyces muscarius
Lineage: Eukaryota; Fungi; Ascomycota; Sordariomycetes; Hypocreales; Cordycipitaceae
Exons: 2
Coding region: 1-204 (67 amino acids)
Source: RefSeq, a predicted model, not a curated record